CUGUCCUUCCCAUUCGCGAACUGAACCGGGUCGAGUUGCAUUCUACCGGGUUGCCCACCAAAAAAAAAAAAGGGGACAAUCCUUUUCCGUGAGGCCGUCCUUCCUCCCCAACCGAGAGCAGUCGGCGAAUUGAAAAGGGCGAGAGAGAACGUGUAUUCCACCUUACCGGCGGUGAUCUGAACCCUUCUCGCAAGUCCAUCUUCCUGCCACCGGCGGUUACCUGAGCCCGUCCGCAUCGUAAUCCGGUGGCGGGAGGAGCUUCCCCGCGAUGUGCCCCUUACGCCUGAUCCUCGUCUUCCUGUCGGCCACCCUCGCUGGAUAUUUCGCCUGGAAGACGGUCCGGUCGCCUCGCCCUUCCCCAAUGUCCGACGAUUGCUUGGAGGUUGAGACAUCCGCCGACGACAAUUCGAAUAAAGGCCGAGGAUAUGCGAAAAAGGUGAUUGGAGAUGGGUUCUGGGUGUUUCUGGAUAUGGCCAGUGGGAGGUAUCUGUGGAGAGUGAUGAAGGGAAGGUGAAAAAGAGAAUGUAAAGGCAAUUGUUCUGGCUUUUGAGUUGUCAUCUAUUGUUGUUGUAUCAGAAUGCAGUUGAUAAUUGUUAAAAGUUGUUCUUUGGAAUGAUUUGUGUUUUGGAGAGGGUUUAUUGUUUCUCAUCACUUAUGUAUUCUUUUGAUAUUUGUCAAUGGAAUCUGGUUAAUUGUGUGAACUAAAAUCUUUAUUUAAUUGAGUGGAAAUCAUUUAUGUUGAUGAUCCACAUUAUGAA
Elaeis guineensis (African oil palm) is the source of this 758-nucleotide messenger RNA. The record is from RefSeq and is a predicted model, not a curated record. NCBI's taxonomy places the organism in Eukaryota, Viridiplantae, Streptophyta, Magnoliopsida, Arecales, Arecaceae.